This is a messenger RNA of Hylaeus anthracinus, 2586 nucleotides long. Its product is annotated as post-GPI attachment to proteins factor 6-like. NCBI's taxonomy places the organism in Eukaryota, Metazoa, Arthropoda, Insecta, Hymenoptera, Colletidae. The record is from RefSeq and is a predicted model, not a curated record. The coding region runs from base 131 to 2575 and encodes 814 amino acids. The transcript is spliced from 13 exons. Gene Ontology annotation, cellular component: plasma membrane.
CACUGCGGGCUACAUAAUUAUUUAUCGUCUAUACAGGAUGUACAAUCAGCAUAGUAACGUAAGGAUGUUGAAUAAUUAAUGACGAGUGAAUGGAGCAUAUCCGAUCAGUAAUACUUUUAAUUUUUUUGUGAUGUCGAAAAAAAUUGUCAUGCUUCCAAUAUGUUAUUUUCCAAGGCGAUAUCUUGUCAUUCUCCAGUUCCACGUUCUUCUAAUUUUGCUCCUUUUUCCAGCCAAGGAAUGUACCAUGCCAGAAGCAAGUCAAGAAGGAUUGUUACAUUCGUUCAAAAGUUAUUCGGAUAUAGCUAUGUUUCAUUAUACAGUUCCAAGUGAAGUGCUCAGGGCAACUUGGCAGUUCGCUGCAUUUAUGGAUCGGCAAGAUUGUCCAGAAAGAAAAGUGCACAUGAUUUUCAGAUAUCUUCAGUGGGGCAGUUACCCUGUGAUGUCUAUAAAUAAUGAUACAUUUCCUACCAAUAUGUAUCCCAAACGUAAUCGCACGAUUGUAGUCUCUGCGCUUACAACAUUCGAACCAAAAACGACUGCAAUUGUACCAAUUUAUGGACCAGAAUCUGGAGAUUGGUUUGUAGGAGCAUAUUUAUCUCACUGGGAUGAAAAGGUUCAACAACAGGGGCUUGGACAUAAAUGCCAUUAUAGUAUAGGUUCUGUAGCUAUAUGGACACAGAUGAAUAGUAUCGAGAACAUACCUAUCGGUUGUCCACAUACUUUGAGGACAAAAGAAACCACCUCUUAUUACAAAAUAUACAUAGCAUCAGGAAUAUGGAACUUUCGUGUACAUAUUUGGGGUUGUAAUUUUACCGUGUAUACAUCUCGUAGUAUACACGAACCUUGUAUUAAAAGUAUAAAUUUACAAGGACGCUCUUUACCUGUUUUUAAUCACUCUGAACCCAGAGGAAUUGGAAAUUUUACCAUGUUAGAUUCGUAUACCUUUAUAGAAUCUUCUCCUUAUGAAGAUAGUUAUUAUUAUUUGAUGAUUAUUUCAGAUAGUAUCAUUGAAUUAAAUGUAAAAGUAAUCAUUGCAGAAUGUCCAAUCAGGGUGACAGAAAAAUCAUUUGUAAGACAGUAUUUGGAUGCGCCUUCGUUUUCUAAAGCAUUAGCACAGUUACAUAUGGAAGAUUUAACAAAACAUCAUUUACAUCAUUAUGAGGACAAAAAAAAUGUAUCAUCUUACAAUGGUGUUGAUUUGAGAAAUCAAAUUCAUUUAUCAGAUGAAAAUUUUGAUGAUACGUGUGUUCCAAGAUACCAACUUGCUAGAAUUAAGCACUCGCAAACAUUCUCUGGUGUUUACUUACUACAGGGUAGAGAAUGGCUAACUUCUUGGGUAAUGUUAACAGAUCUACAUCCGGUAAUAACACAAUUUAAUAUUUUGCCAUUAAUAGAUAUUGGUGGUACACUUGAUAUUAGUGCACACUUAGAAAUGGACAAAGUAAUAACAAAACAAUUAGUUAAAGUUGUACUUUGCAUUCAACGUGGUCGAGUUCCGAAUAGACUAAAAGCUAGUAUCGUAUGUGAGGAUUCAAAAAUGUUAAUGAAUUUAUCUUCGUUUAGUAAACAUGAUGCAAGUUUGUUGAUACCAUAUCCACAACCAGAUACAUGGUAUGUUGCUUUACACGCAACAUGCCAUUUUAAUGGACAUCCUGUAAAUUGUGAAAUGGAAGAGAUCUUAGUAUCAUUGGAUAUACGAACUAGACAGUGCGUGUUUUCUGGAAAUUAUCCAUGUGGCCAUCACGGAAUUUGUCAAGAAAUUCAUCGAGAUAUCCUUUAUUAUACUACGUGUAAAUGCUUUGCAGGAUACAAAGGAUGGGGGUGCACUGAUGCUACUAGUGCAAAUCCAGAAUCAUCUCUGGUUAUGACAACGAUGAUACUUACUUUAAGUAAUGGUUUUUUUAUACCUGCUAUAUAUUUAGCUGUUAAGCGUGGUUUAUAUACUGAGGGAUUGGUCUAUCUGGCAACAAUGCUUUUUUCAUCUCUAUACCAUGCUUGUGAUCAGCAUGUUAUGACCUAUUGUGUUGCUAAAUAUGAAGUUUUGCAAUAUAGUGAUUUUUUUUCAAGCAUAUUAGCAUUUUGGGUGACACUUGUGGCAAUGGCUGAAAUACCGACACGUUUCGUGUCACUGUAUCAUAUGUUUGGAGUUCUUAUAAUAGCUUUUGGAGUGGAAUCUAAUAAAACAAGUUUAAUUAGUAUAUUAGUACCUUUAGGAAUAGGUGUUAUGAUUCCAAUGGGAGCAUAUGCUUAUCGGUGUUUUCAAUUGAAAAAAUGGAAAAAACCUAAUAAAAUUUCCAAAGUAUUAACAGGAUUAUUAUUAGCAACAAUAGGCUUGUUACUCUUUUCUCUAGGUGAAACGGAAGCUAAUUAUCAAUAUGUUCAUAGUGCAUGGCAUAUGAUAAUAGCUAUUUCAUUAAUAUUUCUGUUACCACCAUCGCGAUUGGAACAAGUUGGUUCUUCUGGUACUAACUCAUUUAGCGAUGAUAGUGAGUUACUUGAUUAUAAGGAUCCACCUGGUAGUCCGAUUUUUACAGUUACUACUGGUCAGGAAAAUUUGGUAAUUGCAUCAAAUUAAAACUCAUGUUA